CUGAGUCAUUGCAGCAAAUUGUUUCCAGCCUCUAAUCAUUUUUAAUUCCAGUAUUCAGCUUUUCUGCAGCAGCUCUGCUUGUUCUGUUUUUUUGUCAAUUUGAAUAUUUCAUGUGAAUCUAUUACAGACAUGGACCAACCAGGCUCAAAUGUGAGUGACAUGGCAGGUGAGCCAUGUAGACCACAUGGCUAAAAAGAUACUAAUGGAGGCUGCAUUGAGCCACACAGCUUGGGUCAGUUGUCUUUACGUGAACCAGUUCGAAACAGACAUAUUUAGCCACGAUGCCGCCGGAUGUUGGUCAACGAUUCCGUCAAGUGUCUCGACUGGAGGGAGAUGUGUAGACCUGUAUGGAGGCUGCAAACUGCUCCGUUCAGCUCCAAACCAUCGGACAGAAAACAGCCUCGCCGAACACACAUCAAGAAAGCUAAGCCCCAGCCAGCAGUGGAUGUCGCUAAACUCCUGGAGCAGCUCUUCUCCCAGCGCAGGCCAGACACAGCGCCUCCUUCUGGUAAAGCUCAACCUGCCAGUGCCUCCUCCACACCUCCCAAACCUCCCACCACCUCCUCAAUGAAGGUCUCCACCUCAGAUGUUCCUCCCUUGUCAAAGGCAGAGCCAGCAGCGUCUGUCUGUCUUAACACUGCACCUCCAUCUCCUCAACCAACAUCAGCAUCUCCGACAAACCCAGAGACGCCUCAGCAGGCUCCUCUUGAUUUUAUUCAGGAGUCCGCUGCUGAUAGUGUUUCCAGUGAGACUGUUCGUACAACCAGCACAACCCCUGCAGGAUCAGGAUCAGAAGCAGCUGCAGUAGAAAUAACAAUAGAAACCAACGUAGAAGCUGCACCAGAGUCAGCUGAACUCAAAACUGCCACCGUACUGCCCUUAACGGCCCACAUGUUGGAUAAGAACGUAGAGACGUCAUCUUUUUCAGCUGCUGCAAUGGAACCCUUAAUAGAAACAUCAGUAGAGCCUAGCCUAUCUCCUGUGGGAACACUAGAAGUUAUUGUUGCUCCAGCUGAAGAUGUACAAACCAAAGGCACAGACUCAGGAGUGGUUGAAGUCUCGCACGCUGCCAAAGAACAACCCUUAAUAGAAACUACAAUAGAAUCACCUGUAGAAGCUACCCAUUUUCCCAUGGAAACACUAGAAACUAGAGCUGCUGCUGUUGAGUGUCAAGUAGAGCCUACAAUAGAUGUCACAGUACAUAUAGCACCUCAAAAAGUACAAACCAAAAGCACAGACCCAGGAGAGGUUGACAUUUCGCACACAGUAGAACCCUUAUUUGAAACUACAGUAGAAACAUCAGUAGAGGCCAGCACCUCUCCUCUGGAAACACUAAAGACUAGAGAUUCUUUUGCUGAAGGUCCAGUAGAUGCUCCAGCUCAAGCAAUACAAACCAACAGCACAGUGUUUACCAUCUCAUACAGUACCAAAGUUGAACCUUUACUAGAAACUACAAUAAAAACAUCAGUAGAGACAAGCACUUCCCCUCUGGAAACACUAGAGAGUAGAGCUGCUGUAGCUGAAGGUUCAGUAGAAACUACAAUAGAAGCUGAAGCAGAUGCAACAGCUCAGGCAGUAGUAACCAAAAGCACAGACUCAGGAGUGGUUGACAUUUCGCACACAGUACAACCCUUAUUAGAAACUACAGUAGAGAUCGGUAGAGUAGAGGCCAGCGCCUAUCCUCUGGAAACAUUUGAGAGUAGAGCUGCUGUAGCUGAAUGUUCAAUAGAAACUACAAUAGAGGCUGAAGCAGAUACAGCAGCUCAAGCAGUGCAAACCAACAGCACAGACUCAGCAGCAGUUAAUGUAGAAGAAUCUUCAAUAGAAACUACAAUAGAGCCAGCAGUGGAGGCCAGGCCCUCUCCUAUAGAGAGUAGAGAUGCUGUUUCUGAAGGUACAGUAGAACCUAAGAUAGAAAAUGAAGCAGAUGAUAACACCUCACCCACUGCCUUAAUCCAAAAUGCACAAGAAUCUACAAUAGAAUCCACAGUAGAAUCAUCCACAGUAAAAGUGGCUCUGGAGGAGGGAGUGAACAAGUCUGAACAAACGACUUUAGAGCCUGUAACACUCCAUGUAGUUGAGGUUACAACGGCUGGAGCAGGAUAGAAAGCCGCAGCUGAAACUGAGAAUCCAAGUGAAUUUUUAACUAAAGUUGUUUCAAAGUGGGAGAGUUAGAAGGACGAAGUGGCUCGUUAGUGAAAGAGCUUCUCUGUCGUGUUCCUGCAGUGCUUUCCAAAGCUCCUGGCACGCUAAAUACAAGUUCAGAUCCUCCUGUAGGAGAAAAGGGAGACUGUUUGCAGAUGGAGGGGAAGGCAAACGAAACAAAAGUUGGAGGAGUUGAGAGCGGAGUUCUGCUGGAAACAAGGAAUGCGCUUGAGAAAGAAGCGGAGUUACUAGCAAAAGAGGAGAAUAUGGAAGUUAAGACCACAAUAGAAGAUGGUUUUGAGGACAUAACAGAGGCUGACAUUUCAACACAUGACUCUAUCUCUGAACCAGUAGUAGUUUUAUGGGGAAUUGCAUGUACGUAAUUGCUGACGCCGACAUAUAAAGUGAUAUUUGUACCACAAUAUCGUUUUUACAUUUCUAUUUGUAAGUAUUAAACAAACUAUAU
Messenger RNA from Micropterus salmoides (largemouth bass), 2611 nucleotides. RefSeq names its product ATP synthase-coupling factor 6, mitochondrial-like. Bases 292 to 2106 code for a protein of 604 amino acids. Gene Ontology annotation, biological process: proton motive force-driven ATP synthesis. Gene Ontology annotation, molecular function: proton transmembrane transporter activity. The transcript is spliced from 4 exons. The record is from RefSeq and is a predicted model, not a curated record. NCBI's taxonomy places the organism in Eukaryota, Metazoa, Chordata, Actinopteri, Centrarchiformes, Centrarchidae.